Messenger RNA from Pseudomyrmex gracilis, 2796 nucleotides. RefSeq names its product transmembrane protease serine 9-like. The transcript has 12 exons. The record is from RefSeq and is a predicted model, not a curated record. Bases 601 to 2523 code for a protein of 640 amino acids. Gene Ontology annotation, biological process: proteolysis. Gene Ontology annotation, molecular function: serine-type endopeptidase activity. NCBI's taxonomy places the organism in Eukaryota, Metazoa, Arthropoda, Insecta, Hymenoptera, Formicidae.
CAAAGUUCUUUUUGCUUUAAUUUAUAAUAAUAUACGUUUAUUAAGAUCAAAUUUCUUUGUAAACAAAAAAUCAUACGGAAGAGAGAAAGAGAGAGAGAAAAACGUGAAGUUGGUGAAAGUUUUUUUCACUUGACACGCGUGCUUUGCAUUCCAUCGCACGAGAAGCCACAUCUUCGCGAUUUCAAACUGACGGAAUUUGUCGCAUUCUUGUGACACGCGUAUUCUGAAUGAUACCGAAGCCGACGCGACAGGCAACUCGACAGUGAAAGAACUUUCUUCACAAUUACGAAGACCGGCUAGCUGCGCCGGUCGAUCGGCACGGGUUUCUUUGUGGAACCGAAGUGAAAGCGUGCGCGAGCGUGACGGUGAUCUUUGGCGAAUAGUUCUCUGUAGCAUCUCCGUCAAAUCGGCGCAGAACACCGAAAAGGAAAAUACCACCGAAGAGAACAAAAACGUUUUCGUCAAAUGUUCGUGGAAGCGCGAUAUAAUGCACGUUUGCGGCGGGAUCCGACGAAACACGUGGUGUGCGGUGUCCCAUUGGUGUGAAAGAGAAACAACACGUUCGUGAUAAUUAUUAUUAUUAAUUUUAGUGCAGCGUGAAUGGCGAGUGAAAAUAUGCAUUUGCCUGCGCAGUUUCACCGGCAGUCUACACUUCUUAUCUUAAUUCUGAUUCUUUACGUUUCAACGUCAGCUGAUACUCGUGGGUUUCGUCAGGAAGUUGUAACAGCGCCUUCUAACAAUUCGUCGAUCGCUUCGAGUCGAACUCGCGACGGCAAAUUUUUAUUCGACGAACUGUUCGGUUUCGAUAUCAGCGAUAUCGAAAGUGACGAGGAGACGUUGAAAAACUGCACGUGCGAGUGCGGUUUGUCCAAUCAACCGAAGAACCGAAUCGUUGGAGGACGACCGACGACACCGCAUAGAUAUCCUUGGGUCGCGAGACUCGUGUACAACGGUCAAUUUCACUGCGGUGCUAGUCUACUCAGCAAUGAUUACGUAAUUACCGCGGCUCAUUGUGUGCGAAAACUGAAGCGAUCCAAGAUGCGCAUAAUUCUCGGCGAUCACGAUCAAUACGUGAAUACCGAUGGAGUUGCUAUCAUGAGAGCGGUGAGUGUUGUGAUACGUCAUAGGAAUUUCGAUAUGAACUCCUUCAAUCACGACGUGGCUCUUCUGAAGCUACGCAAGUCCGUGAAAUUCUCCAAGAAAGUUCGUCCGGUUUGUCUGCCUCAACCAGGAACCGAUCCAGCCGGAAAAGAGGGAACGGUUGUGGGAUGGGGUCGAACGGGAGAGGGAAGUACGCUGGCUGGAGAAGCGCGCGAAGUGCAAGUGCCGAUAUACAGUUUGACGCAGUGUCGAAAGAUGAAGUACCGAGCGAAUCGAAUUACCGAGAAUAUGAUCUGCGCCGGUCAAGGUAGUCACGAUUCCUGUCAGGGCGACAGUGGCGGGCCUCUUCUCGUGGAAGAAAGCGACAGAUAUGAAAUAGCUGGAAUAGUUUCGUGGGGAGUUGGUUGCGGUAGACCUGGCUAUCCCGGAGUUUACACACGAGUUGCCAGAUAUCUGAACUGGAUCAAAUUGAAUAUGAAGGAAGGCUAUUCGAAGAGUACAGAUGAUAUAAUAAUCGUUAUCACAUGCGAUCACAUACGUGAUCAUCGUGUUGGCGCGAUCGCACACGGCGGAAAAUUAGGCGACAAAAUGAAAAACUUCUUCGGGCUUUUCGGCAAUAAGCCACCUUACUCCAAUGACUCACCCGCACCUUGCUACUGCAGUUGCGGAUUGCGAAAUGAGGAAAGUCGCAUAGUCGGAGGGCAGCCGACUAGUAUGAAUGAAUAUCCAUGGAUGGCGAGACUAUCUUACUUGAACAAAUUUUAUUGCGGAGGCGCGCUCAUUAACGAUCGCUACGUGAUUACAGCCGCGCAUUGUGUGAAGGGUCUUAUUUUCAGAUUUAUGUGGUUCAUGAUCAAGGUUACUUUCGGGGAGCACGACAGAUGCGUCGAGAAAAACCCGGAAACCCGAUACGUCGUGCGCGUCAUGACUGGCGACUUCAGUUUCCUGAAUUUCGAGAAUGACAUCGCGCUACUUCGCCUCAACGAGAGAGUGCCACUGAGCGACACGAUACGGCCGAUUUGUCUGCCGACUAAAUUGGACAACGAGUACGUAGGAGUGCAAGCGAUCGCGGUAGGUUGGGGUACGUUGCAAGAGAACGGCAAACCGUCCUGCAUUCUUCAGGAAGUCGAGGUUCCAGUCAUGAGUCUUCAGGCUUGCCGCAAUACCAGUUACAGUCCCCGAAUGAUCUCGGACAAUAUGCUCUGCGCGGGAUAUCUAGAGGGCCAGAAAGAUUCGUGUCAGGGUGACAGCGGCGGGCCAUUGAUAGCUGAGCGCGAGGAUAAAAAAUACGAGCUUAUCGCGAUAGUUUCCUGGGGUAAUGGGUGUGCACGGCCUGGAUAUCCGGGCGUAUACACUAGGGUCACUCGGUAUAUGGAUUGGAUCUUGAAAAAUUCAAAGGACGGCUGCUUUUGUGAGAACUGACCUACCUAACUGCUCGUGUCGCGUUUAUUAGACAUUUAUACGACAAAGGGCAUGAUAGAAUUUUGAUACGCUACUGUAAAUACGUUUUUUCUCUGACUUUGCGUUGUAUUCUCAGGAUACAAAAAUACUCAAUUAUUGCCAAGAAGAUUACUUGUAGUGAGAUUUUGAAAUAGAUUUAAGCUACUAGUAUCUCGUAUCUUUUUAUGGAAACUUUUUAUUCUUACAUGUACAAUGUUUUGUACGAAAGUGUGUAAUAAAAAUUUUUUCAAAUUA